This is a messenger RNA of Rotaria sp. Silwood1, 5172 nucleotides long. NCBI's taxonomy places the organism in Eukaryota, Metazoa, Rotifera, Eurotatoria, Philodinida, Philodinidae. The record is from the annotation of a GenBank genome assembly.
AUGGAUGAUAAACGAUUAGUUGAUCAUUUUGCCCUUAUUGGUGUUGGAAGUACAGGUCCUAUUGAACGGGAUGGAUUAAUUCCAACAUCAUCAUCAUCAUCAUCAACAACAGAUACAUCUAUACAAUUAUCAUCUAAAACGUAUGAUUUAACACCACAACAUCAACAACCAAUUGUUGAUAUAGCUAUUAUUGAUCGUACACAUGAAGAAGAUCCACCAGCUGGUUAUGAAACAAUAUGGACAACUCCAAAUCAUUUUCCAGCUAAUCUUAAUCAUAGUGGAUUUCGUAAUCAUGAAAUGUAUUUAUGUAUUAGACGUGGACGUGAUAAACCACCAAUAACAGAUAUUGGAGUUUUACUUGAAGGACGAGAAAAAGUUAUGGAAAAUGUUUCAAUUAUUGAAACAACACCUCAUGGAUAUCCAGCUAGUAUAUUCAGCUCAUCAUUUAGUAAAGAACGAACAUUAAUUACAUAUCGACGAGCAGCAUCAAUGAUUUUAUGCAAUACUUUAGCUGUUACAGAUAUUUGUGUUAUUAAUGAAAGCAAGGGUGAAACUCCUCCACAUUCAUUUAAUAAAAUAAAUAAAAAUUUAAAUCGCUCAAUGCUUGGUUCAAAUGUCUAUCUUUGUUAUAAAAAAUCUGUUAUUUAUCCCAUACGUAUUCAAUAUCGUCCACAUAUUCUUUAUACCUUUCCACCAACAGAUGAUGAUCCAUAUUAUACUUUUCCUGAUAAAACUCCUCUUUUCUGUUUUCCAAUGGGUGCAUUUAUUGAACGAUGGCCAUCAAAAGUGACAUUACAAAGUGUUGCACCAACAUUUUCAACAUUUCUAUUAUCAAAUACAAAACAAUAUGGUGCUUGUAUAUCAUUUUAUGAAUUAUUUAAGGCAUAUGAUCGUUUAUUAUUAACAAAUAAUGAUUUAAUUAAUCGUUUAGAAAUUGACAAUGAUCAUUUAUAUGCAUCGACAUGUGUUGUUAUUUUUUCACGUCAUCCAUUUUUCGAUACUCUGAGACGAUUUUUAUUUAUAAUAUAUCAAUUAAUUGUUUCAUCGGGUAGGACAACAUCGAGUGAUAAUCAAUUAAUUGAUCGUAUACCAUUAAUUGAACAGUAUUUAAAACAUUUUUUUAAUGAUGUACCAUUUCCAUCACCAUCAAAGCCAAGAAUAUUUGUCCAAUAUGAUGAACCAUUAUUAAUUGUUCUACCCGAAGAUAAUGGUUUACCACAGAAUGGUGCAUCAUUUGUUGAUCUUUUAAAAAAUUUAGGAACAGAUAAUACAUUAACUUUAUUUUUAUUUGCUUUAUUGGAAUCGAAAUUGCUUAUACAUUCAUUAAGAUCAUCAGUAUUGACAGGCGUUGUUGAAGCAGUGAAUAGCAUGGUCUUUCCAUUCCAAUGGCAAUGCCCAUAUAUACCAUUAUGUCCUGUAGCAUUGAGUGAUGUAUUGAGUGCACCAAUUCCAUUUAUUAUUGGAAUCGAUUCACGUUAUUUUGAUGUUUGUGAACCACCUCCUGAUGUUAUAUGUGUUGAUCUAGAUACAAAUAUUAUUAUUGGAGGAACUGAAGAACAAAAACAUUGGUCUGUAAAAAUGUUUCCAAAAAAACCAUUUAAACAAUUAAAACAAUCAUUAGAUGAAAUUGAAUGUCAAGUACUUGAUACAUAUCAAAAACGUUUAUAUGAUCUUCGCACACGUUUAAAACGUAAUCGUAAUGAUUUUGAAUUACGUAUACAAAUGAUUCAACUUGAACGUAAUAUGGAAACACGAAUACGUGAUGUAUUUCUUCGUUUUAUGUGUACAUGUUUUUAUGGUUAUAAACAAUUUUUACGUCCAAUAUUACGUCGACCAAAUCAAUUAUCAACUGAUGCAUCUGUUUUAUUUGAAUUUGAUAGUUUUUUACAUUCACGAGAUUCAUCUUAUGCUAAAUUUUAUUCAUAUGUUUUACGUACACAAAUGUUUAGUCGUUUCAUAGAAGAACGUUCAUUUUUAUCAUCAAGUACAUUAAAUCAAUCAACAUUAAUUAAUGAUAAUGUUCAUCAUAAUUACAGUUUAGCAUUUUUUGAUGAAUGUUGUACUAAAGUUAAAACAAGUAUUGAAAAUAAUGAACAACAAACAUUAUAUUUACUUGAUAUACAUGAUAUAACAACGAAUUUUUUAAGUGAAAAAACAACAUUAAUUUUACCAGAUUUUAUUGAUUCAAGUCAUUCAGGAACUAAUGGACAUAAUGAUUCAAUUAAUAAACAAAAUAAAUCUAAUAACAAUGGAAAUAAAAUACAUGGUCAACAAAAAACUGAUAUAACAAAUUUAAAAUUACCACAAGAACAAGCACAAAUAUCAUCAAUGAAACUUGUACCAAAUAGUCCUAUGGUGAAACGAUCAAAAUUUGAGAGAGAUAAAUGUCAAAAGGUCGCUCGUGAAAAUAAAACUAAACCUACACAAUGGGCUUAUUGUUUAUUAUCCAAUGUUUAUUCUCUAUGGUUUAUGCAUUUACCUACUAUGAUUGAAUGUUAUACAAGUUCACGAGAUAUUUUAAAUUAUGCAUAUAAAAUUCUUGUACAAAUGAAUCGACAACAUUUAACAAAUCCAGAUGAAAUUUGUUUUCGUGUUAUUAUUCAAUUAUGUGGUCUUUAUGAUUAUCCUAUAUUAGCUGUUAAAACUUAUUCAUUUAUGAAAAAAACUGGUGUAGAAUGGAAUGCUGUUACAUAUGGUGCUUAUAAUAAAGCUGUUUAUGAAGGUACAUGGGCACGACGUGAUCGUUGGGCAACAUUACGUUCCGUAUUUCGAGCUGUAUGGGCAUUCAAAACUGCUCAUCGUUAUCGACAUAAUCAACGUAAUCGUCGUCCAUCAACAUCAUCAUUGGACGAUGAUGAUAGUGAUGGUGCAAUGAGUACCGAUUCUAAUGUUGGAUAUUCACAUACAAGUUGUAUUCCAACAACUUCUACACAUCCUACUAGAACACUUGGUUCAACCGAUAAUCUCAAAGAUAAUCGUGGAAAUAAUCCUAAUCAAGAUGAUACAUUAUCAACUGUACUUUCAACAUUAGCUGGAACAAUAAAAGAUAUAACAGAGAGUCCAUUUUUUCCAAAAAUGGCUUUUAAAAAACUACCAACAAUGGAUGGAUAUAUAGAUACUAAGAUAAUUCGUACAACAAAUACAAAUAAUAAUAACAAUAUUAAUAUUCAAGAAAUACCAGAAAAAAAUUUACUAUCAAAUAUACUUGAUAUGCCAUCUAAACUUGAUUUUAGUACACUUCAAUCAAUUGCUCAUCAAACAGCUCGAUCUGAUGCUGGCAUAUUAAUGACAACAAGUGAUAUUGAAAUAGGUGAUAUUGGUAUGCUUUCAUAUCGUUUACCAGUUGCUCCAAGAUCUUCUCAAACACAUAAUCAAUCACAAUCACCACGUCGCUCAAUUUCAUGUCUUGACAAUCAAACACAAUCAAAUACACCAAUUAAAUGGGAAUUAACAUCAAGAACACAAGUUUUAUCUAAUGAUCCACUUGGUUUACUUAAUCCAACACCAAAAGUUCCUAUACCUCAAGUAAUUACGAAUCGAACAUCUUCAAUAAUGGAUAAACCUUUUGCUAAUUCAAAAUCUUCUUCAACUGAAAUAAAAUCAACUAUAAAUUCUAUUCCAAAAGAAGACGAAGAACAAGAAGAACAAGAACAAGAAAUAACAUCUCUAUUACAUAUUCCAACAUCAAUAACACAAUUACGUGCUAAACUUACUCAAAGUGGUUUUUCAGCAUUAUAUAAUCCAAAAAAUCUUAAUACAAUUAAAUCAUACGCAUUAGAUCGUUUUACUGAUCUUAAAACAUCAGUAAAAUCUACAACCAUUCCAUUAACACAAUCGAAAAGUCUUUAUACAGUUAAAAAUCCUACAAUUAAUAAAGAAUUAACAUUAGCAAGAAAUAAUAGUAAUAGUAAACUACGUGGUAGUUUGUCAUCACUUAUAUCUCAACAGAGUUCAAAUAGUUCAUCAUUAAAUACAAAUAAUAUCAAUGGUAUGGAUAUGAAUAAUAUACAUGAUGAUAUCAAAGCAUUACGUAUUGAUCCAUCAAGUGUUGCAAUACCAUUAAUAAGUAAUAAUGAUGAUAAUUCUCGUAUUCCAAAUCGAAUUAUUGAAAUUAGUAGUUGUAAUCGAUGUUCAGCAUGUAAUCAAUUUUUAUAUGAUGAAGAAAUAAUGAAUGGUUGGUCUCCUGAUGAUUCUGAAUUACAUACAAUAUGUGUUCAUUGUGGAGAAAAAACAAUACCAAAAUUAAGUAUUAAUAUAAGAGAUAAUACAGCUAUGAAUACCAAUAUGACUUCAACAAAAGAUGAUUCGACAGUAACAACACCAACAAAUAAUAUUACACAACAAACAAUGAUUGAAAAAAUGAAACAAUCAUUCCGUCUUCAACCAUCGUCACCAACUAUAACGGUACACUAUUUAAGUCCGCUCGUUCUUCGUAAAGAACUUGAAAAUAUAAUCGAAACACCUGAUCACAAUAAUAGUGAUCUAUAUAAAAUGGAUUUUAAAGAAAAACAUCCAAUUUUAUUUUGGAACUUGAUUUGGUUUUUUCGACGUAUUCAUGUAUCAAGUUAUUUAUUUCAAAUGCUUUUACGUUCAUUAUUACAUUUAUCAGAUAAUGAAAUAAAACGAGAUUUUAAAAAGAAUAAAUGUAUUUUGGGACAAGAACUUAUUGAUGAAAAAACUUCAAUACGUAUACGUUGUAUGUGGGAUAGUGCAAUAAGUCAUAGUGAUAUUGCUGAACCAAUGUAUAAAACAUGGGAACAUGAUGGUUAUGAUGGAUGUCAUACACCAGUUGCCAAUGCAUUAAUUACGGACGAGCAUAGUACCGUUACUGGAAACGAUUUAUUUGAUAAUAAUAUGGAUCGAGUAAUACGAUCAAUUGUUGCUUGUAUUGAACAAAAUGAUCUAUACAAUCCAAUUCGAUUAUUUAUAAAAGAAUCAUCAAAAUCAAUACGUCGACGUAUUCGUCGUCGUUCAAUGUACAGAGAAAUUCUAUUUUUAGCAAUUGUUGCACUUGGACGUGAAAAACUUUCGCAUGACGCAUUUGAUCGUGAAUACAAUAGUGUAUUUCAAAAAUUAAAUGACAAACAGCGUCAACUUAUCUAUGACUUUGAUAAAUGUCCAUCAUUGGCUGCUGUUAUGUGUCGUCGAUUAUUUUCAUCAUUGGAACUUUAA